UUCCUCGCACCACCAAACCUCUAGCUCUAUCUCUCUCUCUCUCUCUCUCUCUGUUUCUCGAUCGGCAAACAUGCCUCCAAUCUUGCCGGACUUUUCCAACUCUGUGAAGCUCAAGUAUGUGAAGCUUGGGUACCAAUAUCUUGUGAACCACAUUCUCACGCUUACUCUAAUACCGAUCAUGGCUGGGAUCUUCGUAGAGGUUCUCAGGAUGGGGCCGGGCGAAAUAUUGAACCUCUGGAGGUCUCUGCAAGUGGACCUGGUGCAAAUUCUCUGCUCCUCUUUCCUCAUCAUCUUUAUCGCCACCGUUUAUUUCAUGUCGAAGCCGCGGACCAUCUUCCUCGUGGACUACGCCUGCUUCAAGCCGCCGGUCACUUGCCGCGUCCCCUUCGCAACCUUCAUGGAGCACUCGAGGCUGAUCCUGAAGAACAACCCCAAGAGCGUUGAGUUCCAGAUGAGAAUCCUCGAGCGGUCUGGUCUUGGGGAGGAGACAUGUUUGCCUCCGGCGAUCCAUUAUAUCCCGCCCAAGCCAACCAUGGAGGCCGCCAGAGGCGAGGCGGAGCUCGUUAUAUUCUCCGCCAUGGAUUCUUUGUUCAAGAAGACUGGGCUUAAGCCAAAAGACAUCGAUAUUUUCAUCGUGAAUUGCAGCCUUUUCUCUCCAACCCCUUCUUUAUCGGCCAUGGUGAUCAACAAGUACAAGCUGAGAAGCAACAUAAAGAGCUUUAAUCUCUCUGGAAUGGGUUGCAGUGCGGGACUUAUCUCCAUCGAUUUGGCGCGUGAUCUUCUCCAAAUUCAUCCUAAUUCAAAUGCUGUGAUUGUGAGCACGGAGAUCAUCACCCCAAACUAUUAUCAAGGAAACGAGAGAGCAAUGCUUCUUCCUAAUUGUCUCUUCCGGAUGGGCGGAGCUGCAAUACUUUUGUCAAACAGAAGGUCGGAGCGAAGGCGAGCCAAAUACCGGCUAGUACACGUGGUGCGCACCCACAAAGGAGCUGACGACAAAGCAUACCGCUGCGUUUACGAAGAAGAAGACAGAGAGGGUAAAGUAGGGAUUUCUCUGAAAAAAGAUCUAAUGGCCAUAGCAGGGGAGGCCUUGAAAUCAAACAUCACAACAAUUGGGCCUCUUGUUCUUCCUGCUUCAGAGCAACUCCUUUUCCUUCUCACCCUCAUUGGCCGAAAAGUCUUUAGUAACAAAUGGAAGCCUUAUAUCCCCGACUUCAAGCAAGCUUUCGAGCACUUCUGUAUCCACGCCGGCGGCCGUGCCGUUAUCGACGAGCUGCAGAAGAACCUCCAGCUCUCGGCGGAGCACGUGGAGGCUUCCCGGAUGACUCUGCACCGGUUCGGCAACACGUCGUCGUCUUCGCUGUGGUACGAGCUUGGGUAUAUUGAGGCAAAGGGGAGGAUGAAGAAGGGGGAUAGGGUUUGGCAGAUAGCUUUUGGGAGCGGUUUCAAGUGUAACAGUGCAGUGUGGAAAUGCAACCGAAGCAUAAAGACACCAAUCGAUGGGCCGUGGGCUGAUUGCAUUGAUCGAUACCCUGUUCAUAUUCCUGAGAUUGUGAAGCUCUAGGGCUAGCUAGCUAGGAUCUGCUGGUAUCCCGGCCGUCACUGCUCUCAUUUCUUGCCUUUAUUAGAUUGGGGUGCGUACAGGGUAAUACAUGAAACAAUUGUAGUUCAUCAUGUAAUUCGGGUUUGGAUACACAAGUUUUUACGUCUUCAAAUAAGUAAUUAAGCCGCAUAGGUUGAUCAU
Molecule: messenger RNA, 1741 nt
Organism: Corylus avellana
Lineage: Eukaryota; Viridiplantae; Streptophyta; Magnoliopsida; Fagales; Betulaceae
Product: 3-ketoacyl-CoA synthase 6
Biological process (GO): fatty acid biosynthetic process
Cellular component (GO): membrane
Molecular function (GO): acyltransferase activity, transferring groups other than amino-acyl groups
Source: RefSeq, a predicted model, not a curated record